AUGAACCCGCGCCAGACGGUGUUCGACGCUAAGCGUCUGAUUGGCCGUCGCUUCGACGACCCCGAUGUGAAGAAGGACAUGCAGUCGUGGCCCUUCACUGUGGCUGACAAGGACGGCAGCCCUGUCAUUGAAGUCGAGUACCUCGGUGAGAAGAAGCAGUUCGCUCCUCAGGAGAUCUCGGCCAUGGUGCUUUUGAAGAUGAAGGAGAUUGCUGAAGCGAAGAUCGGCAAGGAAGUCAAGAAGGCCGUCGUGACUGUGCCUGCUUACUUCAACGACUCGCAGCGUCUUGCUACAAAGGAUGCUGGCACCAUUGCUGGUCUGGAUGUACUGCGUAUCAUCAAUGAGCCCACAGCUGCUGCCAUUGCGUACGGUCUGGACUCGAAGUCGAGCCAAGAGAAGAAUGUGCUGAUCUUCGACUUGGGUGGUGGUACGUUCGAUGUGUCGCUCCUCAACAUCACCGGUGGCGUCUUUGCUGUGAAGGCCACCGCUGGUGACACACACUUGGGUGGUGAGGACUUUGACAACACCCUCCUCGAGCACUUCAAGAAGGACUUUGAGCGCAAGAACAAGGUCGACAUGACGGGUGACGCGCGUGCUCUGCGCCGUCUCCGCAGUGCCUGUGAGCGCGCCAAGCGUACCCUGUCGAGUGUGACGCAGACGACCGUUGAGGUCGACUCGCUCUUCCAGGGCAUCGACUUCCAGGCGAACAUCACGCGUGCUCGCUUCGAAGAGAUCAACGCUGCCGCGUUUAAGGGCACGCUCGACCCAGUGUCAAAGGUGCUGAAGGACUCGAAGAUCCCCGCCGACAAGGUAGACGACAUUGUUUUGGUCGGUGGAUCUGACACGUAUCCCCAAGAUCCAGUCGCUUGUGUCUGA
Malassezia globosa CBS 7966 is the source of this 876-nucleotide messenger RNA. RefSeq lists its product as uncharacterized. NCBI's taxonomy places the organism in Eukaryota, Fungi, Basidiomycota, Malasseziomycetes, Malasseziales, Malasseziaceae. The transcript is spliced from 2 exons. Bases 1 to 876 code for a protein of 291 amino acids. Gene Ontology annotation, cellular component: cytoplasm; cytosol; plasma membrane. The record is from RefSeq and is a predicted model, not a curated record. Gene Ontology annotation, molecular function: ATP-dependent protein folding chaperone; ATP binding.